This is a messenger RNA of Paramecium primaurelia, 740 nucleotides long. NCBI's taxonomy places the organism in Eukaryota, Ciliophora, Oligohymenophorea, Peniculida, Parameciidae. The record is from the annotation of a GenBank genome assembly.
CAUGUCUUCAAAAGAAUCUCGUAGAAGAUCAAAUAGAAGAUCUCAUAGAAAACCUAAAUGGUAUUAUUGUAAAUUUAAUGAUAGUUCUACAAGUACAUCAAGUAUCACGGAUGAAGGAUCAAAUGGAAGUUCUUCAAGUGAUGAUUAUAAACAUUAUAAAUUUCGAAAAGGAGAAUACAUAAAGGAUUAUAAAGUAAGAAGACAUAUUUCUGAUGGAACUUUUGGAAGAGUAUUGAAAGUAAGAAGAAAAAAUUCAAAAUCAUAUGCCAUGAAGAUUGUGAGAAUUAAUCAUGCAGAUAGUGCUUAAUAAGAAGCAGAUAUACUAUUUUAUUUGAAAAAGAAAGACUUAAAUAGAUACUUUGUUGAAAUAAUAGAAAGUUUUUAUCAUAGAGGAUAUUAUUGUAUGGUGUUUGAGAGAGUAUUGUUUGAUAUAUAUUGAUUUUUUAGCUUGGACCAAGUUUAUAUGAUAUGUUAAGAAUGAAUCAAAAUCGUGGAAUUCCAAUGAAUUUGAUUAGAUGCAUUAGCAGAUAAUUAUUAAAAUGCAUUGGACUUUUACAUGAUUUAAAAUUAACACAUACAGAUUUAAAACCAGAGAAUAUUCUUUUUAGUAAAAUACGUUAGUUAUAAAAAGGGCAAAAUGACAUGUAAGAAAUACUUUUAAAUUUUAUUAGGNAUUACUAUUAUUACAAUUACUAUUAUUAUAAUAAUUAGAUUUAUUAUUAUUAUUGCUGUUAUUAUGA